AUGAUGUGUUUAUUUGGCCAAUUACUAAUAGCCUCAACUAGUACGGGUAACAAGCACAGGUUUACUGGGUACGGCAAUGCAAAUAAGUAUGCAAGUAGUACUAUCGUUAAAAAAAAUCAGUUGCCGCGAUGAACUUCGACAUGCACAGACUCGCAGUUGCCAAGAAUCGCACCGCAGACAUGGUUGAAGGGCGGUCACGUGAUACGGUCCAAGCCAACGCGUGGUCUUGGCAUUGCACAUUAUCAUCGUCAAGCCCUCGGCGACUGGUCACCUUUGCUAGUGGUAACUAGUAAGUUCCUAACAACCCCCCUCGUCCAGGCCGGAGCCGUCAAACACAGGUUUAACUGUGAUCAUUGACAUGCUCACUAUUCUGUUACUUACACUUUUUUUUCUCUGGUUAUUGGACACUCACUGUGUCUCAGCGGCUGGCCAAAUUCCUCUCACAUCGGUAGCCGCGUCCUUCUCGUUAACCACAAGUACCGUGAUACCUUUUCCUUCCGCUACUCAAAGCGCAUCCGAUGCAUCGUCGUUCAUUACAUCCCAAUGGUCAUUAAGCAAAGGACACAUUCAGAACGGUGGUAGCAACGUUGCCUUCGUGGACGAUCCCUUCCCCAACUCACCGGCUCCUGGUGCGACCGUUACAGAUUCUGGUGCUCAAUGGUACUCGCUUUGGAAUACAACAGAUGGAUCUCAAUUUCAGAGCAUGUUGCUCUCCUACGAGCUUGCAUUUGAUUCCAAUUUCAACUGGGUCCAAGGGGGAAAACUUCCUGGGCUUAGAGGCGGUCCCGAUGUCAAUAAUUGCUCUGGCGGAGCGGAACCGAAUGGCACUAAUUGUUUCAGCACCAGGCUCAUGUGGCGAAAAUAUGCGCAAGGGGAAGUUUAUGGAUACAUGUUGACUCCUAACAACAUGUGUUCAGAUAGCAACUUCAUUUGCAACUCUGAUUACGGAGUAAGCAUCGACCGAGGAUCAUUUGGCUUCGAAACUGGACACUGGAGCCGUAUCACAAUUCUUGUCCAACUGAACAAUGAUUCUCCCAUUGCGAAUGGCAACAUUGUUUUAUACUUUAAUGACGUUCAAGCGCUAUCACAACAAAACUUAUACUUCAGGACAGUCAACGAUUUCGCCAUUGGGGGAUUGUACUUCUCGUAAGGGACGACUCCAGCUGGGCAACACCCCAAACGGUUCAUACUUAUUAUCGCAAUAUACAGAUGUGGGGCAGUUCCUCUCCAUCUUUACUUUCUGGACAAACAGUCAAUGCUGCACUAUCCUCACGUUGCAGGUUUGGAAGCAUGGGAUGGACGUUGUCUACAUCUGUUCUUCUCACUCUUUUCAUUUAUCUAUAAUGUGGACAUUUGCCUGCACGGACAUUCGUACAUCACCUCAGUUGUAUUAUCCCAUUUCUGUCGUAUUAUCUCGCUGUUACGUGCAUUUGGAGCAUCAAAGGACAAGUUACCAACAUAUCACACCAACGAGGUAAACCCUGCA
Molecule: messenger RNA, 1486 nt
Organism: Suillus subaureus
Lineage: Eukaryota; Fungi; Basidiomycota; Agaricomycetes; Boletales; Suillaceae
Exons: 6
Coding region: 359-1150 (263 amino acids)
Source: RefSeq, a predicted model, not a curated record